CCUCCCUGGUGUGUGAAUAGAGCCGGGGCUUACAGGAAAUGAAGACGAGUGAAUGGUUAGCUGUUACACUGUAAAUAGAGUAAGUGAACUGUCAACCAGGUUUAUUGUAAUAUUCAUUUUGAGUAGUUUAUUUCGCAGGAAUUCAUAUUUUACAACUACGGCUGUCAUUUAUAAGGUUUCAUCUGCUUAAUUUACUGGAUAUAGCCCUUAGUUUAUGUAUACGUUUAUAAGUCAUGUUGUAAAGUGAAAGAAUGGCUUUGCAGAUGCCCUUUGCUAGACUCCUGUUCAUGCACAGACUGGUGAGAAUUAGCACAUCCACUCAGAGACAUCUCAUCAGCAGGGACACACUUGUAAAGCUCCACAAAUGUAGGAGGGAGAUCAGACACUUUUCAACUGCUUCUGUGAGAUGCAACGAGAAUGAGGGAGACACCAGACUGACCUCCAGGCAGGCACUGCUGUCAAGAAGGAGGCGACCCCUGUCUCCCCUGGAGAGGAUCAGCAGCCUGCUGCCUGAGGACGCCCUGAGCCCUGAGGUGAUGCAGCUGAGGGAGCAGAACCAGCAAGACCCUGAAGGAGAAGCAGACAUCCAGGUAUCGGGCACACACUGCUCACAAGAGGAAGGUGGACAUAAUGGAAUCCCAAGAGAGGAUGACUCAGAUGCAGCUAUAGAGACAAACCCAUCAGAGGCUCAGAUGAGGGGAACAUCUCAUGAGGAAGAAGGGUUGACACCACCCACACUUCCUGGGGAGAGCUUGCUUGUGUUUGGGGAGCUGGUUGUCGCUGAGUAUCACAGGAGGAAAUGGCGUGGGGAGUUCAGGAAGAUGUUCGAACUUAAGCCGGGGACACAUCUGCAUAGCAGCCGGGGGACGAUCUGGCAUGAGGACAUUGCCGGGCAGCCUGCAGGUUGCUUCCUGAAGACAACCACAGGGGGUUCGCUCCUUCUACGACGGCCCAGUCUGGAAGAUUAUGUGCUGUAUAUGAAGAGGGGGCCAGCCAUCUCAUACCCUAAGGAUGCAGCUACUAUGCUCAUGAUGAUGGAUGUCACAGAGGGAGACUGUGUGUUGGAGUCAGGAUCGGGGUCAGGGGCCAUGUCUCUGUUCCUGUCCAGAGCAGUUGGCUCUAAGGGCAGCGUGCUGAGUGUGGAGGUCAGAGAGGACCACCACACGAGAGCGGUGCGGAACUACAAGCACUGGAGGACGUCUUGGAACCUGCGACGAGGGGAGGAGUGGCCUGAUAACGUCCAGUUUCACAACGCCGACCUCUGUACGGCUUCCUCGCUCCUCGCUGCUAAGGGAUUCCAUGCGGUUGCUCUUGACAUGACCCACCCUCAGCUGGUUUUACCCACUGUGACUCCACAUCUGCACCCUGGAGCUGUUUGUGCUGUCUACCUUGCCAAUAUAACACAGGUCAUUGACCUGCUGGAAGGGAUUCGAUAUUCUGCGCUCCCUUUGCUGUGCGAGCGCAUCAUGGAGGUUCCAAACCGACACUGGUUGGUGGCUCCAGCCCUCCAGAAAGAUGGAAAACACUGCGUCAGGAAAGCUCCGAUCCUGGACGGAGACCAGAGGGAGGCGGGGGAAGCGUCAGAUGAGAUUGAUGAAGAAGAGAUGACCACAGAGGAACACCCAGCCUUCGGGAGUAUUCCCUACAUCGCUAGACCUCAUCCUGAACAAAUGAGCCACACAGCAUUCCUGGUGAAACUGAGGAAGAUUGUGCGGUAGCUGUGCUGCCUGUGAGAAAGCCUGGACAAAAAUAAUUGUGACAUAUCAACCUAUUUAUCUCCUUACUGUAAAGACUCAAAAACACAAACAGGUUCAAGCUUUUAUUCAAAACGUCACGAGGCAGUGUUGGACCAUGAAACAGGCACAUUGGCAACAAUCCUAAAAACACACCCAGUUGAAUCCCAGUACAUUAAGGACAUGUAUCGCAGGCUAAACUAUAAUUUAGCCAAAAUGUCGAACUCAUUUUUUGACAGUUAUAUUUAACAUCUGUGAAUAAAUAAGUGUGUCAAAAAAACAGAAGUGCUUCAGUACAUAAAUAUCAUAAAUAAAUAAAUAAAUAUCAAGAACUCAGUGCAGGCUAAACAGGUCUUUGGUGUUCCACAUCAAUCUUUAUAUAUUUUCAUCACAGUAUGAUGCAUGGAUUUCUCAGUCACUUAAAUGGUUAACUUUGUUCUGACAGUUCCGUUAAUUCAGCACCAUGUUCACAUUAAACACAAACUAGUGAGUUGAACUUGUGAUUCAGACCUUUUCUUCAGAGUAAAAGUGGCAUUAAAGAGGUGAGACAGCACCACGCAGAUCAGCUCAGUCAGUGCUGCUGAGGUGGUGCGAUGCGCUACUUACUGAUCCAGUCCAUGGAGGUGUCACAUGUGGACCCGCAGGAAGAUUCAUCUAACAAAGAUGAUCAGAAACACACUAGAAUUAAUCCUGUUACUGAAUGUAAUAUUCAAGCUCCUGUUCAUAUUUAAGUUGGUAUCACAGGAUGUGUACAGCACCAUCUUUUCCAGUUUCACCUCCCAGGUGUAAUCCAGCUAAAUCACAUCUACACACAAUCCAGAUUCCAGAAUCCAAAUUACAUCAUACGCAAUGGAGCGAAGGAGAGAAUCUGCUUCACACUAUUUCAACUGCUGUUACACAAUUGCUUAUUUUUGUUAAAAAUAAAUAGUUCAUCAUUGCAUUAAUCUGUUUCAUCUUGUUUCAUUUUAUCUUGUUUAUCUUCUUAUCAUUGUCCCUG
Epinephelus moara (kelp grouper) is the source of this 2730-nucleotide messenger RNA. It is a transcript of the gene trmt61b, whose product is annotated as tRNA methyltransferase 61B. Gene Ontology annotation, cellular component: tRNA (m1A) methyltransferase complex. Gene Ontology annotation, biological process: tRNA methylation. The record is from RefSeq and is a predicted model, not a curated record. NCBI's taxonomy places the organism in Eukaryota, Metazoa, Chordata, Actinopteri, Perciformes, Serranidae. The coding region runs from base 252 to 1718 and encodes 488 amino acids. The transcript has 7 exons.